CUUUUCUGAGCACAGCACCGACAGACCAACCACCGAAGUGAUAAACUGCGCUGAGGACACUUUACAAGACCAGUGUAACAGCGCUACAGGUUUUUUUUGCAGUAGCUGAACUUGAGCUUUCGGGGGACUAACAUACACAAUGACGAUGGAUCUUGAGAGUCGGUUUGUUGAAGAAGGAGAGCCGCUCUUACCACAGGUGAAGGUGUCGAGGAGGACGGCCGUCUGGCGGGUGUGUGGGGUCCUGCUGGCCGUGGCCCUGUGUGCCGCCGCCACCGUCUGCUUCACGCUCAACAAGCCUCAGAACAGUCAGGAAGGUGGAAAUGCGCUCAGGCUCACUUUAAGAGAUCAUCUUUCAAAAGAAAAUGUCACUUCCAAGGUUGCCAUCCAUUUAACAGGCGCAUAUGACCCUAACGUGUCUCAGGACAGCCUAGACUGGAAACAGAACCAGGACCAGGCUUUCGUUUCAGGCGGCUUGGAAUUAGUGGACAGAGAGAUCAUCAUUCCUAGCGACGGCAUUUACUUCGUCUACAGCCAGGUGUCUUUCCACAUCAGCUGCAAGAAGGACAUGACCGAGGACCAGGACUCCGUUCACAUGAGCCACGCCGUGCAGCGCUACUCCGAGUCGUACGGCAGCUACAAGCCGCUGUUCAGCGCCAUCCGCUCCGCCUGUACGCACGCGUCUGACUCUGAAAAUCUGUGGUACAACACCAUUUACCUCGGGGCGGCCUUCAACCUGAGAGCCGGAGACAAACUAUGCACCGAAACCACCUCCAAACUCCUGCACCGCGUCGACACCGGAAACGGAAAGACCUUCUUUGGGGUGUUUGCUUUAUGAUACGAACUCUAAACAAAUGCCCAAUAGCACACAAUGUAACCUGCUGUGCUUAUAUGAAGGAACCUUCCGUUUUUCUUAUUGUGGUUUACAUGUAUUUUGCACUGCAUUGUGUUUUAGCUGACAGAAAUGUGCGUAAAAUUAACGGACAAUGUCCAGGCGAAAAAAUAUCUAGUAGGCCUACAUUUUCCAUUUCUUUUACAGCGCAGCUGGAUGUCAAGCAAAACUUGAAAAGUCAGAAAAGAAUGGGGAGUGAAGCAGAGUUUCAUGCUUCGCUUCUAAUGCAAUGACACUGAUAAGACUGAAAUGACUCCUAAUCUAUGUUUUAUAUUAAAACAGGUCGAAAUCUGUAACGGAUCAGAUCCACAGAUCCCGAUAGCCACAUCCAUGCAUUUUCAGUCCAUGUUGAAUCAAAGCAAUCCAUUUAUUUAUAUCGUUUUUUGUUUAAUGAACGUUAAUAUUAUAUGUAUUUAUGUCUAGCCUAUUUAUUUAACUAUUUAUUGAACUAUUUAUUAAAAGAAUGAAAAACUACUGCACUGCUACUGUAAUGAAAUUCAAACAUUUAAUAAACAUUUGUAAUUCUA
Molecule: messenger RNA, 1416 nt
Organism: Puntigrus tetrazona (Sumatra barb)
Lineage: Eukaryota; Metazoa; Chordata; Actinopteri; Cypriniformes; Cyprinidae
Gene: tnfa
Product: tumor necrosis factor a (TNF superfamily, member 2)
Exons: 4
Coding region: 140-835 (231 amino acids)
Biological process (GO): immune response
Cellular component (GO): membrane
Molecular function (GO): tumor necrosis factor receptor binding
Source: RefSeq, a predicted model, not a curated record